Messenger RNA from Saccoglossus kowalevskii, 459 nucleotides. Its product is annotated as caldesmon-like. NCBI's taxonomy places the organism in Eukaryota, Metazoa, Hemichordata, Enteropneusta, Harrimaniidae. The record is from RefSeq and is a predicted model, not a curated record.
AUGAAACACAAGGCAGAUAGACCUGUACCAGAAGAGGAGAGUGACAGUGAACACAAGUACAUUGUAUUAGUUAUCCAAAACACAAAGCAGAUAGACCUGUACCAGAAGAGAAAAAAACACAAGGCAGAAAGACCUGUACCAGAUGAAGAGAUGAAACACAAGGCAGAUAGACCUGUACCAGAAGAGGAGAGAAGAAGAGAGAAACACCUAGCAGAUAGUCCUGUAGCAGGAGAGGAGAGGAAACAUAAGGCAGAUAAACCUGUAGCAGAGAGGAGAGGUACCAGAAGAAGAGAAAAACACAGGGCAGAUAGACCUGCACCAGAAGAGGAGAGGAAACACAAGGCAGAUAGACCUGCACCAGAAGAGGAGAGGAAACACAAGGCAGAUAGACCUGUAGCAGAAGAGGAGAGGAAACACAAGACAGAUAGACCUGUACCAGAAGAGGAGAGAAACACAUAG